Rhodotorula graminis WP1 is the source of this 2606-nucleotide messenger RNA. RefSeq lists its product as uncharacterized. Gene Ontology annotation, molecular function: metal ion binding; ubiquitin protein ligase activity. Gene Ontology annotation, biological process: protein polyubiquitination. The record is from RefSeq and is a predicted model, not a curated record. Lineage: Eukaryota; Fungi; Basidiomycota; Microbotryomycetes; Sporidiobolales; Sporidiobolaceae. The transcript has 2 exons. Bases 1 to 2421 code for a protein of 806 amino acids.
AUGCAGACGGCGCCACCGCACGCGCACUCUCCCCACCCGGCCUCGCGCUCGGUGGGGGCACCUCCUCCUCUCGCCUCGCACCUCGACCACGCAGCCAAGAAGGCCGCAAAAGCCAAGGACCUGUCGCACGUCCCGUGCAAGUUCUUCAAGGCCAACAGCUGCACCGCCGGCAAGGCCUGCCCCUUCUCGCACGACGUGGGCACCCCGGGCGUCAGCAAGCCCGUCUGCCAGUGGUUCGCCAAGGGCAACUGCAAGUUCGGCCACAAGUGCGCCCUCGCCCACGUCCUCCCCGGUCAGCCCCUCAGCUGGGACCGCAAGAACAAGCGCGCCGCCCAGCAGGCCCUCCGCGACGCCCAGGCGACCGCCGACUCGACCGGGCUCGUCACCGCCACCCACGCCACGGCCCAGAGCUCGCGCCCAAACGGCGGCGACACCAACGGGCUCGUCCAGACCCUGCGCCAGUCGGUCGACAUCGGCAACGGCAACGGCGGCGCGGCGGCGAGGGCCGGCGAGUACGCCCGGUACCAGCACGCGGCCCAGCAGCAGUACGCCGCCAACGGCGCGGGCAAUCCCGAGGCCGUGUUCGGCUCGCCCGGCAGCAGCGUCGGGCAGCGUCUCUCGCCCGCGUCGCCGCCCCUCCAGCAUCGCUCGAUCCCGCCUCAGCACCUCCAGCACGACGCGCCGCACGCGCCCCUCAGCUUCGCCACCCUCGCGCACGGCCCGACCGCCGCCUUCGUCGCCCCGUCGCCGUCCGGCCUGUCGCACCACUUUGGCGGCACGUCGCCCAACGGCCGGUCGUCGGUCGCGGCGCACGCCAUGCUGUCCGAGCAGGCGCGCCGCCUGUCGAGCACGAGCGAGUCGCUGUCGCCGCCGCGCAUGCCGCAGCACCUCUCGCACACGCGCGUCAGCUUCACCGGCGGCACCUCGCCCGGCCCGCCGCCCUCGCCGCCUCUCGCGGUCCCGGUCGCGCAGGCGGGCGCAGGCGGCGGCGGCGGCGGCGGCGGGCCCUCGAUCUUCGGCACGUCGCCGUUCUCGGGCUCGCGUGGCCUGUUCAUCCCGAGCUCGUACGACAGCAACGAGGACGGCUCGGGCGGGUUCCCGCGGUCGCCGCCCGUGCGUGCGAGCAUGCUCGGCGACCACCUGCAGCGGCCCUCGUCGGGCAUGAUGACGCUCGGCGCGCCGUGGCAGGACGCCGUCGCCGUCGUCGACGACGAGUCCGGCACCGGCGACGACGCCAACGCCGAGGAGUUUGACGAGGGCUUCCUCCCGUCGAGCCUGAACGAGCUCCUCACGGACGAGGAGUUCACGCGGCGCACCCGGCGUGCGGCCAACCACGCCGGCCCGUCGAGCCUGUCGAGCACGAGCCCGAUGCCCCAGUCGUUCGACCCGUUCCUCAACAGCAAGUCGGUCCCGGCCGAGCUCCUCCUCGCGGCGGGCAAGCCGUCGCUCGCCUCGCCGCCGUCGGCCGUCCUCCUCCCGCACCCGUCCAUCGGCGCCAGGUCGGCGUCGCACACGGCCGCGACCUCGUUCGGCCUCCUGAGCUCGAGCGUCGAGGGCCACAACCCGUCGGCGACGCCGUAUCAGCCGGGUCCUCCCGGCGGCCCGAGCAACGGCGGCGCCGGGCGCGGAUCGCUCCUCGCACAGAGCCGCACGCGCGAGGCGACCGUCGUGCUCGACUCGUCGACGGGCACGCCGCCUCCCGUCGCGACGCCGCCGACGUCGUCGCUCCUCGGCGCGGCGCUGAGCGGGUACCCGCCGGCCUCGGCGUCGGCCGCCUCGGGCAUCUACUCGGCGUCGUACUCGGACACGGCCGGCUUCCACCACCGCCCGUCCUCGUUCGCCGCAGCUGCGGCAGCAGGAGGAGCCGGCUCGGGCUCGGCCGCAGGCGCCGUGUCCGUCGCGGGCCACCCUCUUCCGCCGCGGUACCCGCAGACGGGCCUGUCUCCCGGCACCAACGCGUCGCUCGCCCUGCCCGGCUCGUCGCUCCCCGGCGGCCUCGCUGCAGGGCUCAGCAGGCUGCACCUCGUCCCGCCGUCGCACACGGGCGAGACGCCGCCCUCGAGCAGCUACGCCGCCGCCGCCGCGUCGCCGCCCGGCUCGGGCUCGGGCGCGGGCUCGUUCGGCCGGCGCGCCACGUCGAGCAGCUUUGUCGGGAGCCCGCUCGCGCAGCACGAGUCGGCGCUGCGGCUCGGCGUCCCGGGCUCGAUCGGUCGCGCGGGCGCAGGCGGCGGCAGCGGCGCCGCGACACCCGAGCCGCAGAGCGCUGCUACCGAGCGGCCUCCGCGAGGGCAGGGGCUUGCACGCGGGCUCGGCGGAGCGAGCGGGAACGGGGCAGGGAGCGCAGAGGGGAGCGCAGAGGAGGACGACGGCCUCGAGGGCGGCGAGGUCGAGGACAUCCAGUUCGAAAUGGAGGUGGCGUGAGCCGCUCCUGUGCCUGUAUCUUGUCGCAUCUGUCCCUCCCCUUGCUCGCCUCGCCGCCCCCUCCCACCCCUCGCCGUCGUCGUCGUCGUUCCCGACCUUUGGUCGUCCCCCUUCAAAAGCGCCUCUCGCAGCCGUCUUCUCCUUAGUUCUUCCUUAGUGCGCAAUGCAAAGACCUUAUGGACUCG